Molecule: messenger RNA, 2740 nt
Organism: Epinephelus lanceolatus (giant grouper)
Lineage: Eukaryota; Metazoa; Chordata; Actinopteri; Perciformes; Serranidae
Biological process (GO): adenylate cyclase-activating G protein-coupled receptor signaling pathway
Cellular component (GO): plasma membrane
Molecular function (GO): G protein-coupled receptor activity
Source: RefSeq, a predicted model, not a curated record
AUAUUCCUGUCCCACCCGGGGAUUCCCAUGAAAAAAAAAGUGUUGCACCAGCUCAUGAAGCACACACCCAAAGCAGGUGGAGCCAAAACAGCAGGAUAGGACAAGCUGCAGACUUUUAUAGAGGAGAGCUCCGAUAUGAAAGUACAUUAUCACAAGGGCCAACCUGUUAAGGAGACACAUUAUUCAGCCUUGACCGACAAGAGUGAAAACAGACUGAUAAUUGGAUAUUCAUCAUGGAGAUCAAUCGUGUACUGAGUGGAGAUCAGAUUGACUUUCUCUCUACUGAGUACAUCGUGUUACUCAUUCCCAGUGUGAUUGGGAGUUUUUCUGUCCUGGCGGUUUCCAUAUGGAAAUGGAGACGUCUACACCAACAGGUACACCUCCUGGUGCAGCUCGCCCUGGCAGACCUCCUGGCUGCUCUGAUCCUGAUGUCCACCAGUAUCAUGAACAAAGUCAGCACUGAAAACAGUGUGUUUGUCUGCCAAUACCUCCUGCCGCUGUCACUGACAUUUUAUUUGAUUUCAUGUCUGCUGGUGGUGCUUUACGCAUGGAAGUCCAAGAACGCAUUCCAAGGUUGGAGAGCAAGACCCACAGAGGACGAACGGGGACAGAGUCGGAGUAGAAGGAAAAUAGUCACUAUACCUGUCUAUGCCUUUGUCUGGUUGAUCCCCAUGGCAUUAUACUUAGCAUAUGUGCUCACUCCCUUCAUAAAACCUACUUUGCUGUUUCCAGUCACUGACCGAUCAUUGAUCCUCCCUAAUAAUACCAAAUACUGCACCAGUUGUAUUUUGUUCUUGCACAUCUGGAGGGAUUCCUGUUCUGUCACUGAGAGACUGCAUGACAUUUUUAUUAUAGUUUUUCUUAUCCUCAUCGUGAUACCAGUGAUGUUGUCCUGCGCUGUCAUUUACUAUAAGGUUGGUAAAUGGUAUGAAAGACAUGAGCAGGAAGGACUUUUUCCUGUGGAGGGAGAUGGACGUUCAAGGAGGAGAUUCAAAAGAAUGAUUUCGACAGCAAGAAAUAUGGUGAUGGUCAUCUUGUUCUGCUGGACACCAGCUCUUGUCCUCAUUCUGCUGUCUACUCUGAUGAUGUGGACAACCAUUGAACAACGCAGCCUAUUUGGCAUUUUUGCGAUACAGGCUGCCAGUGUGUCCCUGCAAGGCUUCCUGAACAGUAUGGUUUACGCCUGGAGGCGGCCCAACUUCACGGAGGCCAUUCUUGGGGAGAAUACACCCCUGGUGGCACACGACCGCCUGGCCUUCUUUGAGGAAUCACUGAGGAGCUCGUAGUGAUUCUUGACUCUAAACGCAUUCGGAGACAUUGUUGUGCCAUGGGAACAACACUCUGGCCUGAGAAAGACUGACUGCACGCCUGCACACUACAUGACUUCGUGUCAUCAUUGUGAAACACAAAACUAUUUCAUUUGAGGACUGGGGAUGAAAAGAAAUAGAACAAAAAGUUAAAGGAUGCACAAAGACUCUUUAAAAAACACCAACUGAUGCAGUGUUUUACUCUGCAGCUGCUGGGAGCAAAAGGGACUACUUGAUAAAUUGUAAAAGUGAGUUAUAUUUAUAUAUGUUCUGUUAAUGUACUGUUUUAUUAAAAUUUUUAAAAUGUCAGAGAAUUAUGUAAUUAUUGUGGCAAUGGGUUUCUAUUUUGUUAUGUUUUGUCACAUGCAUUUUGUUCACUGAGGUGUUUUUUUGACUAUGUGCUUUGUUAUCGACUUGUUAUGCAAUAGUCCCUCAGCAGAACAAUACAAGAAUGAUGGAGAACCUGUCAGGGUUGCAUACUCUGCAUUCACCAUUGUGUCAUUUCAGAAGCACGCGUCACCUACAAUAACACAGAGUUCAGUGUGAGGAGCAUUUAUGAGUUGGGACAGUGAGGAAUGUUGAGUUGCUGCAGAAAAGAGAAGGAACACGAUAUCUGCUUUGUCACGUCUGUGUGCGACCACAACUGUAUCUUGUAAAAAAUAAUGUGUGGUUGUGUAACUGAGGUCACUGGUUGUCUACACACACACACACACACACACACACACACACACACACUUGCUAAGAUCGUCAUUGUACUGUACACUGUACACUGUACAUUCCCUACUCCCUUACCGUAACCUUAACAAUCCCAACUAAAUGCCUAACCCUAAUCCUAACCUAAACCUAAUUCUAACCUGAACCCUAGAACUGAGUCUUAACCCUCAAACAGGCCUUUGAAAAAGUGAGGACCGGCCAAAAUGUCCUCACUUUGCAAAAAUGUCCCCACUAUGUUACUAAAAUACAUUUUAUGGUCCUCACUGUGUAGCAUGUACAAGUACACACACACACACACACACACACAGACACACACACACACACACAUAAAUACAUACACAAGCACUGGCACAAAGAUCAGUACACACUCUUUUUGUCGUAUGAACUCUGUGAUCAUGUUUAGUCACAUGUGUCUGUCUUCCAGUUGAACACUCUGUUAAUGGUUAACAGGCUGCAGGCCAACCUGUUGCUGCUUGUAUAAGUGAUCACCUGACUCGCUCAGUUAUCUACUGUACUGUAAAGCAAACUUCAUGUUCACUUUCUUUUCUGAGGGCCACACAGUUGCAUACAUGGGGUUGAUGCAAACAAUAAAACAUAAAGGUUAUACAUAACACAAGGCUUGUGACAAUCUAAUUGCACAACACGGUUAAAAAUUUGAGAUAUGUCUGUGAAAAAACUUUUUUUGUGCCUGUUUAAAAAAAUAAAUGUUCCAUUCUGCA